AUGCUGUUAUGUCUGUCCCUGCUUUGCAGCGUUGCCGGUCAUGCAGGUGACGAUUGAGAUCACCAGGCAGCAGGUGGAGAAGAUCUUCGGCCUCGAUGAGUACUGGUGUCAGUGUGUCGCCUGGAGCACCACUGGAACGCAGAAGAGCCAGAAAGCGUACAUCAGGAUUGCUUACCUGAGAAAAAACUUUGAGGAGGAGCCGCAGGGUAAAGAGGUGGCAUUGGACCAGGAGGUGUUACUGCACUGCCAUCCCCCCGAGGGAGUGCCACAAGCCGAGGUGGAGUGGCAGAGGAACGAGGACGUGCUCGACCCGUUGAGUGAUCCCAAUUUUUUCAUCACACCUGACAACAAUCUUGUCAUCAAAAAAGCCCGCCUUUUGGACACGGGCAACUACACGUGCGUGGCCAAAAACAUCGUUGCUCGCCGCAAAAGCAACUCCGCCACGGUCCUGGUCUAUGUCAACGGUGGCUGGUCCACAUGGACCACCUGGUCGUCCUGCAGUGCUGUGUGCGGGCGUGGCUGGCAGAAGAGGAGCCGGAGCUGCACCAAUCCCACGCCACUGAACGGAGGCACAUCCUGUGAGGGGCAGAACGUCCAGAAAAGUGCCUGCGUGGCCACCUGUCCAGUGGACGGGGGCUGGAGCGAGUGGAGCAAGUGGUCAGCGUGCGGGGCAGAUUGUUCGAUGUGGAGGAGCAGGGAGUGCUCCCAGCCCUCGCCCGGCACCGGGGGCAAAGACUGCCAGGGGCUCGACCUCCAGUCUAUGAACUGUACCAGCGAACAGUGCCCACAGACUGUGAGCGGCGCCGAGGACGUGGCGCUGUACGUGGGCAUGGUGGCCGUGGCCCUCUGUCUGACCCUGCUGCUCAUCGUGGUCGUCCUGGUCUACCGGCGCAAGAAGGAGGGCCUGGACGCUGACGUGGCGGACUCCUCCAUACUCACCACUGGCUUCCAGCCUAUGGGCAUUAAGCCCAGCAAGCCAGGUGUGUGGGCGCCACGGCCACGAAGGCCUCCCCACAGCAAGAACUCCCAUUUGCUCACCAUCCAGCCUGAUCUGACGACCACCACCACCAGCUACCAGGGCACGCUGCGCUCUCGCCACGACACGGCUGGGAAGUUCUCCAUGACCAACGGGCCUCUGCUGGACCCGCUUCCCAACGGAUCGCACACGCUCCACAACGGGAAGCUAAACUCGGACACCACAGAGUUUGUGAGCAGGCUGUCCACUCAGACCUACUUUAAAACUCUCCCCCGUGACGUGGCCAACACCUCCUACGGGACUUUCAACUUCCUGGGUGGGAGAUUAACAAUCCCCAACACAGGAAUCAGCCUGCUCAUUCCUCCCGAGGCCAUCCCCAGAGGAAAGAUCUAUGAGAUUUAUCUCACUGUUCAGCGGAAGGAAGAUUUAAGGUUACCGCUGGCCGGCUGCCAGACCCUCCUGAGCCCCAUUGUGAGCUGCGGCCCUCCGGGGGUGGUCCUGAGCCGGCCAGUUAUCCUCAGCAUGGACCACUGCUUUGAUGCGUGCCUGGAUAACUGGGCCGUCCGCCUCAAGAAGCAGAACUACGAGGGCGCUUGGGAGGACGUCCUGCUGAUGGGGGAGGAGCUGGUGUCCGAGCCUUAUUACUGCCAGCUUGAGGCCGAGACGUGCCGCCUGUUCACAGAGCAGCUGGGCACCUUCGCCCUGGUGGGAGAGUCGCUGCACAUGGGCGCAGCCAAGCGCCUGCGGCUCGUCCUCUUCUCCGACGCCUACUGCUCCACGCUGGAGUACAACAUCAGGGUGUACUGCAUGGACGACACGCAGGACGUCUUCAAGGAGGUGAUGCAGAUGGAGAGGCAGCUCGGGGGUCGGCUGAUUGACGAGCCCCACGUCCUGCUUUUCAAAGACAGCUACCACAACCUGCGCCUUUCCAUCCACGACAUGCCCCAGGCGCACUGGAGGAGCAAGCUGCUAGCCGGCUACCAGGAGAUCCCGUUCUACCACAUCUGGAACGGUUCCCAGCGGUACCUGCACUGCACGUUCACUCUGGAGCGGCUCAGCCUCAGCACCUGCGAGCUCACCUGCCAGCUGUGCGUGUGGCAGGUGGAGGGGGAGGGCCAGAGCUUUGCCCUCGACUUUAACAUUGCCAAGGACACGCGAGGUCUGGACUCCGAGUUCCUGCUAAUGGACAGUAAUGCGACGGCUCUGGCCGGGCCCAGCGCCUUUCAGAUCCCGUAUCUCAUCAGACAGAAGAUCUGCGGCAGCCUGGAUGCGCCCUGUCCCAACGGAGCAGACUGGAGAAUGCUAGCACAAAGACUUAAACUUGAAAGACACAUGAGUUUCUUUGCAUCCAAAGCGAGCCCGACCUCUGUGAUCCUGGACCUGUGGGAGGCGCAGCACUUCCACAGCGGCAACAUCAACCAGCUGGCUACGGUCAUGGCUGACAUCGGCAAACAGGAGGCCAUGAUUUUCCUAGUCUCUGACGGCGAAUGCUAACCCAGCAACGGAGAGAAAAGAGAGGGAGGAAGAAGAAGGAGAGAGAGAGAGAGAGAGACUGGUGCAGAACACAGCAACAUGCAGACAUAACACUAAGAGCAGCUGGAAACAAAGAGCAGCGCUGUCCCAAUGUGUCUCUUCUUUAUUUUUAGGAAAUAGCGGAAAGUUUGUCUAGGAUCGUGUCCUUUUAUUCACACCCCCAAAACAGUAAGGGACGUCUGUAAACGACGGGUUUCAUUAGGGCGAAGGCUGAGUCGUGCGUUCCCGUCAGAAGGUUUUACGAUAUUUUAAACAUGAUAUCACUUUCACUUUUUGUUCAGCGAGCUAAGAAGGAGCAAUAUGCAAAUGCAAUGUUCUAACUUACAGCCGAUGUUGCAAAUUCCUCUCAAUCUUUUAUGAACUUGGUUCGGAAAAACCUGCGUUACACCCGGAAUAACAAGGAGGGCCGGUCAGUCAGUUCAGGUGAAAUAUGCAAUUGGCAGGUGACCAUGACAUUAUCUCAGACACGUUGUCCUGCGUGUGAGCGACCACGACGGCGCGUAGCACCGCCUGCACGCUGCAGGUUUGAAAGCAGAUUGUAUGCCCCAGAAGUCCCGUCUCAUCACGGUCUGUGCUUUUUCUUUUUCUUUUUUUUGUGUUAGUCCAGCCGGUAUCACUACUGUGAAUGUAACAUCUAGACAUCUUGAUUCAGCGAGACGCUUCGCAGCUUUUUCUGCUUCGAAAUCAAUACGUGUGUGUGGUUGGAACCUUUCUUCUUUAGGAGAGCAGUCAGUUAUAGUGCAUCUCCACUCUGAGAAUGAAGUCCUUUGAUUUUGUUUCAUCUCGUGCAGUACCCUACUCUGAUCGUUCAUCGUGUUACGGUUUUUUUUUUUUUUUUAGGUUGUUGUUUUUGUGCGUUUUAGAUUUCUCAGCUAAUGAAGGAGCCAUAAGCGCUAAGAGGCGUUCUCACUGCAUUUAUGCGAACAGCGAAUGUCGUCAAAAGUGACAUUUUUCACCUCCUUGAUUACAUUCAUUCUCCAGCACGCGAACAUUGGCCAAAAAAAAAAGGGUUAUUAAACUACAUGAAUAAUGUAGCGCACUUUGCCACAGAAAACUCUGAAAACAAAUUCUUCAAAAUUGUCACGAGAUUAGUCACGUCGAAAGGGAUAACUGUGCAGCUUUGUUUAUGUUAUUUAUAAAGCAAUUUUGGUGGGAAUUCAAUAUUUGCCGCGCGGCAAACAGUAUUUCCACAUCAGAGACGAGCCGUCUCUCAGUCAAAAAUUCAGUCUUUUUGUUUGUCCAAAGCAACGCUGGAAAGUGUGUGUUUUCUCUCCCUUUUUUUUUUUUUUGCAUUAAUUUCCACAGUAAUUUCUUAGUAAUGGAUGUGUCAAGUCAUGAACAGAGCUCGAUGAAAACCCCACAGGUUGAGCAGUGCACUUCACAGACGGUGUGAGCAAUCCCAAACUAGCCAUAGUUCUGUCUGCCUCAGGGUUGCAUGUGAAGCUGUCUGUUUAAAGCUGGAAGGAAAGGCCCUUUCUCCAUCCCGCCAUCCGUGUCUCAGCCUUUAAACUUCAACGGAUUCCUUUUGCGAUUGUCAGAUAUCUGGAAUGUACCUUUACGUUUUUCUUUCGUAAAAAAAAAAAGGGGGGAGGAGCAAAAAAAGCACCUGUUUUUCUUUCACCGGGUUUAAAACUUGUGUUUCCCAUGGCAACUCAGAUCUUUCCACCCCUUUAUAAACACUUUCAACCCCUUUUUAUAUGAAGAUGCCAUAAAAAUCCAAUGUUACCUUUUUGAGAACCCUUGGAUUAUUCCCUCAAAGAAAAAAACAACAAAGAUGAUUACGCCCAAUCAUCGCCACAUUGUAAUAUGUAAAUAGUUUUUCUAUACCAGCCACGUGCUGUCACUUUGCAUACUGUAUAUCAGCAGAGUUGGUAACCAAAGUUUUAGGAAUAUCAUUUGAGUCCACCACAUCCUCAUAUUGUAUCCAUCAGAACCGUUUUGACACCGUUUGUACUUGCAGAAUCAGUCAGUUUACCAUCGUUUAGCUUUUUGUUGUAUUCUUUUUCUUCUGAAAGUCGAUGCAUAAUUUGAUCACUUUGUAAACAAAUGUAAAUUAUAUUUUAAUAUGAAGCCAAAAAAAAAAAAGAAAAAAAAAGAAGAACGCAACACUUAACUGGCGCAACAUUUGUCAAGUCUAAAAACCGUGACGUGUUUGCCUAUAUCCUGUUCUUUGGCGAUCUAGCAGUGAUUUGCAGUGUUAAGGGUUUAGAGGCCGUUUUCGCAGGACGUUUCUGUUCGCUCUCAUCCUGGGUCUUUUCAUUCCCGCCACUUGUUGGAAAGCAUUUAAACACAAAGGUGGAAGCAGUCGCCGACGCUCUCGGUGAGUCAGCGAGGCUAAUCGCCGGAGGACGUCAGUCCUCGGACGCCGUCGAGGCAGCAGCAUGUUCAGGGGGAGGAAAUGAGCCGCGGUAGUUGUACAGUCAGACUGUAGCUCGGGAAGUUUUAGCACCCUCGUCAUCGUCUUGGAUGUGUUGCCUAAGCACAUUUUCAGUGAUGUUGCACAGCAUCUGUCUUCACAUCUGAGUCACGCAGCACAUCUGCACUUACAGUGUGAUGAACGCCGGCUACUUCAUGAUAAAAUCUCAGACUGAUAGCUCUGUGGAAGACCCGCCGUGUCUGUAACACAAAUGCUUUGUUCGAGGGUUUAUGCUGUCAGUUCACCCUGUGAUGCAUCUCGGCACUGUAUUCUUUGUCACUCAUUACUAUUCGGUGUGGAGGACGUGCGCAUAUUUAAGUAUGUGUUUGUGUGUGUGUGUUGUGUGUGUGUGUGUGUGUGUGUGUGUGUGCAGACCUCCCUGUCACUGACUGAACGGUUUUCUUUUUUGAACUAAGAACAAUAGACUUCUGUACUUGUGAAUGGUUUUCUAUUUAGUUCCUUGGUUCAAUGUCCCUUGCCUUUCUGCAAGUCAAAAAUGCUGUAUUUAUUACAUGCCACAGCGCUUAUGCAAUUGUAUAAUCCUUCUAUUGUUUUCUUUGUUUGGAGUUUUUCUUUUUUU
Poecilia latipinna (sailfin molly) is the source of this 5505-nucleotide messenger RNA. It is a transcript of the gene unc5a, whose product is annotated as unc-5 netrin receptor A. Bases 41 to 2470 code for a protein of 809 amino acids. Gene Ontology annotation, cellular component: membrane. Gene Ontology annotation, biological process: netrin-activated signaling pathway; anterior/posterior axon guidance. Gene Ontology annotation, molecular function: protein binding; netrin receptor activity. The transcript has 14 exons. Lineage: Eukaryota; Metazoa; Chordata; Actinopteri; Cyprinodontiformes; Poeciliidae. The record is from RefSeq and is a predicted model, not a curated record.